Molecule: messenger RNA, 1543 nt
Organism: Cuscuta epithymum
Lineage: Eukaryota; Viridiplantae; Streptophyta; Magnoliopsida; Solanales; Convolvulaceae
Source: the annotation of a GenBank genome assembly
UUUAAAUAAAUUACUUUUUUGCACUUAUAUUUUGCGAAAUAUACAUUGUAAUAGUUGAGGUUUCAAAAUUUAAAUGAACUCUCGUUUAUAAUGAAUAGUAAACAAAAAAGAGGUAAAUAGAACUUAAAACAAAAUGAAAAUAAUGUUAGAGAAAAAUUUAAGUACAACAAAGAAUAAUCUUUGAAAUAUGGAAAAUGAAACAAAAAGUCAAAAACAGUAAAUUACCCGGAAAAUAUGGAACUAAUUUCACAAAAUUCCCAAUAACAUGAGUCUUCUUGACUUCUUCCUUCAAGUUGGUUCCUCAUGCUUCACCCGCCCGCCAACCCGACUUCCACGUAGACUUUGGGUCCGAGUCAGAAACGGGCGGAUCAUGUGGACCACAUCACGGCAGCCCAUAAAGGAAGGAAGAUCCUUCCGAAUAUUCUUCCGUGGGUCCCCACUGCCCUCACUCCUAUCCGCGCCUCCACACCGCCUUUCGUCGUCUUCUUAUCCACAACCCUGCUUUCCUUUCCCCCAAUAUAAAAGCCGUUCUUCUUCGUCUCGCUUCACACGCUCAAUCUCAAACAUUUCCUCUUUUUGAAUUCUCAAAGUACGCGUAAUCAUGAUUUCCGCUGCAGAUCAAGAGCAGCUCCUUCAGGAUCUCCAGGUCUUCAAGAUCAAAGGCAAAGACAAGCGCGGCCGUAAAAUCCUCCAGAUUUUCGGAAAGUUUUUCCCUGCGAGGAUUGUGAGCGCUGAGGUCGUGAAUAAGUACCUGCAGGAGAAGGUUUUCCCGGAGCUUGACAACCGGCCGUUUGCGGUCCUGUAUUUCCACACCGGCGUCGAGAAGAACGAGAACUUCCUCGGAAUUUCAGCGAUGCGGUCAAUCUACGACUCCAUUCCGGCCCCUGUUCGGCAGAAUCUCGAGGCCGUGUACUUCGUCCAUCCCGGCCUUCAAUCCAGACUGUUUCUAGCCACCUUUGGCCGGAUCAUCUUCUCCGGAGGAUUGUACGCUAAGCUGAGAUACAUAACCAGGUUGGAUUAUCUGUGGGAACACGUGAGGAGGAAUGCGAUUGAGAUCCCGGAGUACGUUCACGAUCACGACGCGGAUCUGGAGUACCGUCCGAUGAUGGAUUACGGCGUAGAGACGGAUCACGUUCGGGUUCACGGUACACCCGUAUUGGACACACCGGAGCCGAUGCUCACGAUGAGGUGUAUCUCGUAGCGACUCACCCCCAUGCGACGUCGUUGCGGAGCUUUUGAAUGUACUGAAAAAUCAAAAUUCAAAAAGGCCUAAGGGCUUCUGUCCCUAUAGGCCUAUAGAUGCCUUUCUACUGUUUUGAUUUUUUUGGCUUCUCCACAAGGAAAAUUGUACAUAUAACGCCAUACAUUUCAGUGACUUGUGACGUUUCACCUGUGAGUGUAUUGUAGUCUUAAGAAAUAUACCAGCGUUGAAUGAAUUUGGUCACAUUGUUGGGCUAACUAAAGAGCCUAGAUUCAAUUUGUUAAUUUUGCAAUUGAAGAAAUUACAUGUAAAAAGAAAAAUUAUACUGCCAUCAGAGUCCCG